Drosophila willistoni is the source of this 5306-nucleotide messenger RNA. RefSeq names its product integrator complex subunit 6 (gene IntS6). Gene Ontology annotation, cellular component: integrator complex. The transcript has 3 exons. Gene Ontology annotation, biological process: snRNA 3'-end processing. Lineage: Eukaryota; Metazoa; Arthropoda; Insecta; Diptera; Drosophilidae. The record is from RefSeq and is a predicted model, not a curated record. Bases 625 to 5022 code for a protein of 1465 amino acids.
UAAUUUUCAACGGAGAGGUUGUGGCCAAUGCCCAGCAAGAGAUAUUAAAACGCCAGGAGCGCAACGACAUUUAGAAGCGAAACAGCAACGGAGACGACACGACAGUGACGGGGCGCCAGUUUCGUUGUUGUUGUUUAACCAAUCAAAUGUUGUCAGCUGUUUUAUGCAACAUGUACCAUAAAAGCAAAACAGCGAAAAGGAGAAAAAGAAACGCUCAUCGAUCAAAUUUAGGACAACAACAGCAGCAACAACAAAGGCAACUCGAGAACUGUUGCUAACAAACAAGCUACACAGAGAGAGUGUGUGAGAGAGAGAGAGAGACAGAGAGAGAGAGAGAGAGCGCAAUAGCGAUUAUAGAAGAAGGAUAAAAUCUCCAGCUACAAGAGCUGGGACUAAAAAGUGGGCCAAAUCGAGAAGAGAUUAUAUUAAGAAGAACGGAACAAUACAGAGAGGAACAAGAACAACAACAAGAAUAGAAAAACGCGCAAAAACAAAAGAGGUUACAAAAAUAAUAAGAAUCCCAGAAAGGAUUACACAAUAACGCGAGCGAGUAACCAGUAACGAGUAGCGAGUAACGAGAAGAUACCACCCGCCUAUCAACAACAGCGACUACUCAUCUUCGCCAUGACAAUUAUACUCUUUUUGGUGGACACCUCAUCGUCCAUGUGCCAGAAGGCCUAUGUGAACGGUGUACAAAAAACUUAUCUGGAUAUUGCGAAAGGAGCUGUCGAAACGUUUUUGAAGUAUCGCCAGCGUACACAGGAUUGUCUGGGGGAUCGUUACAUGUUGCUGACAUUCGAGGAGCCGCCGGCCAAUGUCAAGGCCGGCUGGAAGGAGAAUCAUGCCACAUUUAUGAAUGAGCUAAAGAAUCUGCAAAGUCAUGGCCUAACAUCAAUGGGCGAAUCGUUGCGUAAUGCCUUCGAUUUGCUUAACCUGAAUCGCAUGCAAUCAGGUAUCGAUACGUAUGGUCAAGGACGAUGUCCGUUCUAUUUGGAGCCAUCAGUGAUAAUUGUAAUUACCGACGGUGGACGAUAUUCGUAUAGAAAUGGUGUCCAUCAGGAGAUUAUAUUACCAUUGAGCAAUCAAAUACCUGGCACAAAAUUCACCAAAGAGCCUUUCCGUUGGGAUCAGCGUUUAUUUUCGCUGGUACUUCGCAUGCCGGGCAACAAAAUCGAUGAACGAGUGGAGGGCAAAGUGCCGCAUGAUGAUUCGCCCAUUGAGCGGAUGUGCGAAGUAACCGGAGGUCGUUCGUAUCGUGUACGAAGUCAUCAUGUGCUUAAUCAAUGCAUCGAGAGCCUUGUUCAGAAGGUGCAACCCGGCGUAGUAUUGCAAUUUGAACCGCUCAUGCCCAAGGAUAGCAGUAGUGGUGCCAGUGGCGUUGGUGGCAGUGCUGGAACAGGCGGUGCUGGGACAUCAUCAUCAAAUGCCAGUGGCACAUCAGGCGGUACGCCCGCUGCCAAUUCGAACACCAGUGGCGGCGGCGGCGGCUCGGGUGGUGGUAGUGGUUCUGGCACCGGCACCGGGCAAAAUGAUCCACCACCCGAUAUAGUCUUCCAGCCAGUAAAGAAAAUGAUCUAUGUACAGAAGCAUAUAACACAAAAGACAUUUCCGAUUGGCUAUUGGCCCCUGCCCGAACCCUAUUGGCCCGAUUCGAAGGCCAUAACAUUACCGCCACGUGAUGCCCAUCCAAAGCUAAAGGUGCUCACACCAGCCGUGGAUGAACCGCAGUUGGUGCGCAGUUUUCCCGUGGAUAAAUAUGAAAUCGAGGGAUGCCCCCUUACACUCCAGAUACUGAACAAGCGGGAGAUGAACAAAUGCUGGCAGGUGAUCGUUACCAAUGGGAUGCAUGGUUUUGAAUUGCCCUUUGGUUAUUUGAAGGCUGCCCCCAAUUUUAGUCAGGUUCACUUGUAUGUGCUGGCCUACAAUUAUCCAGCUUUAUUGCCGCUGCUUCACGACCUCAUCCAUAAGUAUAAUAUGAGCCCGCCAAACGAUCUCAUGUACAAAUUCAAUGCCUAUGUCCGAUCUAUACCGCCCUAUUACUGUCCUUUUCUGCGCAAGGCUCUGGUCAAUAUUAAUGUGCCGUAUCAGCUGCUGCAAUUCCUUUUGCCGGACAAUGUGGACAACUAUUUAUCGCCCACAAUAGCGAAUCAACUGAAGCAUAUCAAGAAUACGGCCAAACAAGAUCAGGAGAAUCUUUGCCUCAAGGUCUAUAAACAAUUGAAACAACCCAAGCCACCCUAUCGUCAGGUAGAGACGGCGAAAUUAUGUUCGGGCACUGCCCUGAGGCGUGAUCUGGUGCGUCAUCCUCUGUUGAGGGACACAUUUGCCAAGUUGCAUGCGGAAAUCGAACCAGUGGAGAACUAUACGAUUGUCGUGCCACAAUUAUCACAUCAGUCGUCGGCCAAAACCUAUCGUAAUCCUUUUGAUAUACCAAGGCGCGAUCUGGUCGAGGAGAUAGCACGCAUGCGAGAAUCAUUCCUGCGACCCGCCUCGCUGGUGGCCAAAGAUUCGGGUCAUUGUCUGCCCAUUGCCGAGAUGGGCAACUAUCAGGAGUAUUUGAAGAACAAAGAUAAUCCCCUGCGAGAGAUUGAGCCAACUAAUGUCAGACAGCAUAUGUUUGGUAAUCCCUAUAAGAAAGACAAACAUAUGGUUAUGGUGGAUGAGGCUGAUCUCAGUGAUGUGGCGCCCAUGAAGUCAUCGCCUUCGAGCAAUGGUGGCGGUCCAGGGGGUGGAGGUGGCGGCGGUGCCGGCGGCUCUUCACCUGGUGGCGGGCCCUCUUCAUCGUCGGCUGCGGCAUCUGGCUCGCCAACAGGACCCGGACAAGUGGGAGGAGGUUCACCCGGCAUGGGUCCUGGUGGCCCCGGUAUGCCUGGCCUGAUGCUGGCCGCUGGGGGCAACUCGUCGUCCAAGAAACUCGAUGGCACAUCCCGGGGACGUAAGCGUAAGGCGGGUCCCUUGCCGCGUGGAUUCGAAUUCCGCCGUUUAUCGACAGACUCCCGACCCAGCUCACCUGUCCCCAGUCUAAGUGGCAGCGAGGAUUCUUGCUCGUCGGUGGGCAGUAGUUCUGUUGGUGGUGGUGCUGGUAGUGGUGGUGCCAACAGUCUGGAUGCAAGCGGAUCCUCUACCUCCGCUGCUAUUGUUGCCAUCUCUUCCACAUCGUCUAAUGUCUCGGAUUCUCUUAAUUGCGACUCGAGUCAGGAUUCAGUGAUGUCCUGCAGCGAUGACGAUAGCCCAUCUAGUUCCACCUCAUCUGUGUCGAACUCUGAAGCAGUUUCGGGCAGCGAUUCGGGCAUGUCCUCGACGGAUCGCUUGGGCAUGAGUUUCGAUUUUAGUGAAGAGGAACCCAGUGAUCAGGAUUCAGCUCUCAAUGGCUAUGUGCAUAACUUUAUUAAUGGCAUUGGUGAUGAGGUGCACUCUGGUGAAGUGGAAUCCGCAGCCACAGCGCAAGCAACAUCAGAAGGUGGUGGUGGGACAGGGGGAACGACGGCAACUACAACACAGGCAACAGGAUCAGCAGCAGCAACAGCGACAGCUCAUGCCUCCGCCAGCAAUGGUGAGCCAAUUAGUAGUAGUAGUAGUAGUAGUAGUAAUAGUAGCAGCAGCACCUCCAAUUCCGGUAACACCUCCAACACCUCCAAUUCCGGUUUAUCAUCAGCAGCGUCAUCAUCAUCAUCAGCAGCAGCAUCAUCUACAUCAUCACCAGCAGCAGCAGCAGCAGCAGCAGCAGGAGGAGGAGGAGGAGGAACAGUAUCCGCCUCAUCGUCAAACAACAGCAGCGGGGUAUUCUAUGUGCCCCUUAAUGGUCUCACAACACAUGCCGCAUAUAGCAGUAAUGUAGGGGGAGGAGCUGCAUCAUUGGACCUACCAGGAUCAACAACAACUGGCGGCAUACUUCGAACGCAUCCAAAUACACUGCCACUUGGAAUGGCCAAUGGUUAUGGACAUUCUGUGGCGACAUCGGGAAUUCACUCGCCGCCAUCACCAUUGCCCACAGCCAUGGGAACAACAAGUUCGUCUUUAACCACUGCCGCCUCCACUAGCGCAUCCAGCAGCACUUCCUCAUCCUCCUCCUCCUCCAGUUACUUUAGCCACAAUGAUAUCAAUGAUGCCUCUGAGAUAUCGCGCAUUCUUCAGACUUGCCAUAAUGGUGGCGCCACCAGCAGCAACAGCAACAGUAGUUCCAGCUCCUCUACGGCCACAUUGAAUGGUUUAAACGAUGGACAUGCGAAUGACACGGAGCCACAUGGUUUUGAUGCACUUAAACGUGGAAAUGCCUUAGGUGGUGGAGGGACGACAUUAUUGGGUGCCUCCUCAGGAGGCAUUGGUGGUGGUGCAGCAGCAGCAACAAUGGGAGGAGGCAAUCAUCCGCAUUUCUAUUGGGCUAGUGGACUCAAUCAUCAAAGUAGUAAUCAUCAGGGAAAUAAUAUCAACCACAACAACAACAACAACAAUAAUAAUAAUCAUCGCAGUCACAACAACAAUAGUCCGAAAUUGGAACUUAAAUCAAUAUCACCCACAAAUAAUGGCGAAUCCACCUCCUCCUCAACGUCGUCGUCGUCGUCGUCCUCUCUGAACAACAACAACCGGAAGCGGAGUAGUAGUAGGGGAAGAAGCAAUAGCCCAGCAGUUGCCGCCGCCGCCGGCGCAUCCAAUAUCACCAAUAAUCAUCAUCAUCAUCUGCAAUUAACCGACGAGCAACGGGAGGCAGCACGUAAACACAAUAUCGAUUUGCGUUUACAAAUCUUUCGUGAUAUACGACGACCUGGACGAGAUUAUAGUCAACUUUUAGAGCAUUUGAAUUUGGUGAAGGGUGAUCAUGAAAUGAAAUCAGAUUUCAUUGAUAUGUGCAUAGGGGAAUCGAUGCGUUUUCGUCGUCAUCAAAUGGUAAAUAGCAUACAGGAUUGGUGGGAUAAUAAACAGCAGCAAGAACAACAACAACAACAACAACAACAGCAGCAGCAGCAGCAGCAGCAAAAUCAUCAUCAGCAACAACAACAGCAAUUGGAGGCCAUCAAAAGUUAACAGUGGUGGCUACUGUGGAACUGAGCAUGUCAGCAAUUUAAUACCAAUACCAACAACAACAACAACAACAACAACAACAACAACAACAAUAGCAACAACAACAACAACAAUUAUUAGCUGCAGUUCCCAGAAUCUUCAGCUUUCCAUGUCUGUGAUGUCUGUCCAUGAGCAGCAAAACAACAAAAUCAACAACCAACAACAACAUCAACACCUUCAAAUUUAUAGUCCCCAUCCCCCUACCCCACCCAACCUCUCCCAAUUUCCCAACGCCCUUCGAACCUUUG